CCCUCGUUAUUCUCGUUGUUGUCAUCGAAAUACCAUAGAACACCCUACGAUCAUGACGUCGAAAAUGCAGAUUGACUCUGGCAACACCACGGAUGGCCAGAACUCCACCAUCGACGAAUCUCUCUACUCCCGCCAGCUCUACGUCCUCGGCCACGAAGCUAUGAAGCGGAUGUCAGCCUCCAACGUCCUCAUCAUCGGCCUGCGCGGCCUCGGUAUUGAAAUCGCCAAGAACAUCUGUCUCGCAGGUGUUAAAUCCCUCACAAUCUGGGACCCAAACCCGGUCAAGAUCGAGGACUUGAGUUCACAGUUCUUCUUGAGAGGAGAGGACGUCGGAAAGGGACGCGCGGAGGUCUGUCAAAGUCGUUUGGCGGAGUUGAAUCAGUACACGCCUGUUACGGUGUUGGAGGGUGCGUUGAACCCGGAGACACUUGCGGCGUUCCAGGUUGUUGUUUGUACGGAGAGUACGCUUUCGCUGCAGUUGGAGUUGAAUGAUUAUACGCAUGCGAACGGGAUUGCGUUCAUCUCGGCCGCGACCUAUGGUUUGUUUGGAAACCUGUUUUGUGAUUUUGGAGCAGAGUGGGUUUGUAGGGACUCGACGGGUGAGAACCCGGUUAGUGGGAUUGUCGCCUCGAUUGAUGAGAGUGGGUUGGUGACCGCGUUGGAUGAGACGAGACAUGGACUUGAGGAUGGUGAUUGGGUUUUGUUCUCCGAGGUUGAGGGUAUGGAGGGUCUUAACUCUACCGACGAGACACAGGCACGAGAGAUCAAGGUUACCGGCCCUUACACUUUCGAGAUCGGCGACGUCUCCGGUCUCGGCGAGUACAAGCGUGGUGGUCUCUUCACCCAGGUCAAGAAGCCCAAGACCUACACCUUCAAGUCUCUCCGCGAAUCCCUCGCCGACCCCGAAUACCUCAUCUCUGAUUUCGCCAAGUGGGACCGUCCCCCGCAGUUACACAUCGGUUUCCAGGCUUUGCACAAGUUUGUCGAGAACCACAACGGUUCCUUCCCUCGGUCGCGUAACGAGGAGGAUGCGCUUAAGAUUGUCGAGUACGCUAAGGAUAUCAAUGCAUCUACUUCCGAGGCUACCAAGGUCGAGGAGCUCGAUGAGAAGUUGAUCAAGGAGUUGUCGUACCAGGCUAGGGGUGACUUGAGUCCCAUGUGUGCCUUCCUCGGUGGUAUGACCGCUCAGGAAGUCCUGAAGGCUAUUUCUGGCAAGUUCGGACCCGUUAAGCAGUACUUGUACUUUGACUCCCUCGAGUCUUUGCCUACGACUGUUGAGUUGACCGAGGAGAGCUGUCAGCCUCUGGGUUCCAGGUACGAUGGCCAGAUAGCCGUUUUCGGACGCGAAUUCCAGGAGAAGAUUGGCAACCAGAAGCAGUUCUUGGUCGGUGCUGGUGCCAUUGGAUGUGAGAUGUUGAAGAACUGGGCCAUGCUUGGUCUCGGAACGGGCGCGAACGGUGGUAUCCAGGUCACAGACAUGGAUUCGAUUGAGAAGUCGAACUUGAACAGACAGUUCUUGUUCAGGUCUAGGGAUGUCGGAAAGUUGAAGAGUGAGUGUGCUUCUGCUGCCGUUACGGCAAUGAACCCGGAGUUGUUGGGGAAGGUCACUACGCACAGGGAUCGUGUUGGUGCCGAUACGGAGCAGAUCUUUGAUGAUAACUUCUGGAGUGCGUUGGAUGGUGUUACGAACGCGCUUGACAAUGUUGAUGCGCGUACGUAUGUUGACCGUCGCUGUGUCUUCUACCGCAAGCCCCUUCUGGAGAGUGGAACCCUUGGAACGAAGGGUAACACCCAGGUCGUGAUUCCUCACCUGACUGAAUCCUACUCCAGCUCUCAGGAUCCUCCGGAGAAGUCUUUCCCUAUCUGUACUCUUCGCAACUUCCCUAACCAGAUUGAGCACACCAUCGCCUGGGGUCGUGAUUUGUUUGAGGGAUACUUUAGGCAGCCUGCUGAGAACGUCAACUUGUAUUUGGGUUCGCCUAACUUUGUUGAGAGUACCUUGAAGCAGAGCGGAAACCAGAAAGAGAUCUUGACUAGCAUCAAGGACUUCUUGGUUGAUGCUAAGCCUUUGACGUUCGAGGAGUGUAUCGUUUGGGCUAGGUUGGAGUUCGAGAAGAAGUUCUCGAACGACAUUCAGCAGCUUCUUUACAACUUCCCCAAGGACUCCGUGACCUCUUCUGGAACUCCUUUCUGGUCUGGUCCUAAGCGUGCUCCAACCCCCGCUGUCUUCGACCCGGAGAACCCUGAUCACUUGGAGUACAUCAUCGCUGCUGCCAACUUGCACGCUUUCAACUACGGUUUGAAGGGUGAUGAGUUCACCCCCGAGCAGUACAAGAAGGUCUUGGCUGAUGUCAUGGUCCCCGAGUUCUCUCCCGCUUCCGGCGUUAAGAUCCAGGCGGAUGAGAAGGAGGCUGCGCCUACCCAGACUACUCCUGAUGAGGAUGAGUUGAAGACGCUCUUGGAGUCUUUGCCUAUGCCUUCCAACUUUGCCGGUUACCGCCUGUCUCCGGUUGAGUUUGAGAAGGAUGAUGAUACCAACCACCACAUUGACUUCAUCACUGCUGCGUCGAACCUCCGUGCGGCAUGUUAUGGCAUCAAGACCGCUGACCGUCACAAGACCAAGUUCAUCGCUGGUAAGAUCAUCCCUGCUAUUGCGACUACGACGUCUUUGGUUACUGGUUUGGUCUGCUUGGAGUUGUACAAGGUUGUUGAUGGAAGACAGAAGAUCGAGGACUACAAGAAUGCUUUCGUUAAUUUGGCCUUGCCGUUCGUUGCUUUCUCUGAGCCGAUCGCGAGUUCGAAGAUGAAGUACAACAACAAGGAGUGCGACAAGAUCUGGGACCGAUUUGAUAUUCCUUCCAACAUCACGCUGAGGGAGCUCGUUGAUUACUUCAAGGAGAAGGAAGGACUCGACAUCACCAUGUUGUCGUCUGGCGUGUCUCUUUUGUACGCUUCGUUCUUCCCGGCGAAGAAGUUGGCGGAGAGGUUCCCGUUGAAGAUUACGGAGUUGGUGGAGACUAUUUCGAAGAAGCCCAUUCCUGAGACGCAGAAGAGUUUGAUUUUAGAGAUUUGUGCGGAUGAUGAGACUGGAGAGGAUGUUGAGGUGCCGUACGUUAGGGUGCAAAUUCGUUCCGCUUAA
Messenger RNA from Saitoella complicata NRRL Y-17804, 3139 nucleotides. RefSeq names its product ubiquitin-activating enzyme E1 1. Gene Ontology annotation, biological process: protein sumoylation. Gene Ontology annotation, cellular component: SUMO activating enzyme complex; cytoplasm. NCBI's taxonomy places the organism in Eukaryota, Fungi, Ascomycota, Saitoellomycetes, Saitoellales, Saitoellaceae. Gene Ontology annotation, molecular function: SUMO activating enzyme activity. The record is from RefSeq and is a predicted model, not a curated record. Bases 53 to 3139 code for a protein of 1028 amino acids. The transcript has 2 exons.